UUCUGCUUCCUUCUUCUGUUCAUUCCAUUCCUCAAAGAAAAACCCAGCACCCAAACCAUGUCGCAAAAGCAGCGCCUCGUUCCUAUCUGUCUCGCGGACUUGGAGCACAAUGCCCAUGUCACCAUGGACCUCAAUGCGCUCGACUACUACCGUAGUGGUGCCAAUGACAUGCAGACCAUCAAGGAUAACCAGGAUGCAUACACCAGGCUUCGUCUCCGCCCAAGGAUCUUGAGGGACGUCUCCAAGAUCGACACCCAGACCACUCUUCUGGGCCACCCCGUCAGCAGUCCGAUCUGCAUUGCUCCCACAGCCAUGCAGCGUCUUGCCAAUGAUGCUGGUGAAAAGGCCACUGCCCGAGCCGCCGCCAAGGCCAAGAAGUGCAUGAUCCUCUCAUCCUGGUCAACGACCUCGGCCGAGGACACCAUCGAGGCCGGAAAGGAGAUCGAGGUCGAUCAUUCGACUCCUGGGUUGCCAUUGUUCUGGUUCCAGCUCUAUGUCUACAAGGACCGUGCCUUGGCCGAGUCCUUAAUUCGACGUGUUGAAAAGGCUGGCUACAAAGCAUUGGUUGUUACUGUCGACACACCUUUCUUGGGCCGCCGUCUGGCCGAUGUCCGUAAUGUGUUCAAGCUGCCUCAGCACAUGACCAUGGCCAAUUUUGAGACCAAGGAAUCAAAGGUCACCAUGGCCAACAUCCUGGACCAAGAGGGCGCGAAGGACAAGGCCGUUGAGCAGACCUUGUCGAACCAAGCAAACGGCGCCAGCCAGGAAGCAAAACGCGCUGGCGAAGGCAAGGCCGCCAAGGUCAUCCGCCAGGAGUCCAGUCUUGCUGCGUAUGUGGUCGCACAGAUCGAUCCGACCUUGAACUGGAAGGAUAUUGAGUGGAUCCGAUCGAUCACGGAUCUGCCGAUCGUCGUCAAGGGCGUCUUGACGGCCGAGGACGCGAAAUUGGCGGCGGAUGCGGGUGUCAAGGGUAUUGUUGUUAGUAACCAUGGAGGCCGACAGUUGGAUGGCGUUUUGGCCACGAUUGACGCGUUGCCCGAGGUGUUGGAGGCUGUCCAGGGCAGGGAUGUAGAGGUCUACAUUGACGGGGGUGUUAGGAAAGGAACAGAUGUGCUCAAGGCCCUCGCCUUGGGUGCGAAGGCUGUCUUCCUGGGACGCCCUAUCCUCUGGGGUCUUGCUCACGAUGGCGAGGAGGGUGUCUCUCUGACAUUGAGCCUCAUCCAACUAGAGUUGGAGCUGGCCAUGGCCCUGGCUGGCUGCUCCAAAAUCUCGGACAUCACGCGCGAUCAUGUUCAGCAUGGAACGACCAGCCGCGCCAAGCUGUAGUUCUCAACAGUACUCUUUUUGUCACAGCAAGAAGUAAUAAAAAAAUACUGCUUUUUUAUAUU
Molecule: messenger RNA, 1388 nt
Organism: Gamsiella multidivaricata
Lineage: Eukaryota; Fungi; Mortierellomycota; Mortierellomycetes; Mortierellales; Mortierellaceae
Product: peroxisomal glycolate oxidase
Exons: 6
Coding region: 58-1326 (422 amino acids)
Molecular function (GO): oxidoreductase activity; FMN binding
Source: RefSeq, a predicted model, not a curated record